Molecule: messenger RNA, 1441 nt
Organism: Abrus precatorius (Indian licorice)
Lineage: Eukaryota; Viridiplantae; Streptophyta; Magnoliopsida; Fabales; Fabaceae
Product: protein FLX-like 1
Exons: 4
Coding region: 140-979 (279 amino acids)
Source: RefSeq, a predicted model, not a curated record
GCGGAGAGAGAAGAAACAGAGAUGAUGCCCCCCUGUCCGUGCACUGCCACUGCCUAUUCUCAUUCACUUCUCCAUUCUCCAUCAAAUUAUUUAAAACCGAAGUCGCCGCUAUUAGUCAGUUACAGAAACACACUGCGGGAUGGCGGGGCGCAAGUAUUUACCCUCCUCCCUCAUGCGCCUCGACGAACCUCGCCUCGCCACUCGCCUCCCUCACUCUUCCUCCUCCGCCUCCGUCCGAGCCCUCCCGGUGGCCGCCCUCGAAGACCUUAUCGACGCCCGCCACCGCGAGAUCCAGUCCCUCCUCGUCGACAACCAGCGCCUCGCCGCCACCCACGUCGCUCUCAAGCAGGACCUCUCCGCCACUCAGGACGAGCUCCGUCGCCUCUCCCUCGCCGCCGCCGAUGUCAAGGCUGAGCGCGACGCCCAGGUGCGUGAGAUCUACGAGAAGUCGCUCAAGGUGGACGCCGAGGUGCGCGCCAUUGCCGCCAUGAGCUCCGACCUCGAUCGGGUGCGAGUGGACGUACAGGAACUCGCUGUAGAGCGGAAGGAGCUCGCGUCGGAGCUGCAGUCCGUCGAGAGCGACCUCGCCAGAGCGCGCGCUGAGUCGCAGUUUGUGCCUGCCAUCAAAGCUGAUAUAGACGCCAUGCGCCUCGAGAUUCAACGAGGAAGGAAUGCUAUUGACUUUGAGAAUAAGAUACAUGUCAGUAACCUUGAGCACAGACGGGCAAUGGACAACAACAUGAUUAUUAUGGCCCGUGAAGUUGAGAAGUUACGUGCUAAGCUAGCUAAUGUAGAAAAGAGGGCAAGGGCUGCGAUGACUGCAGCUGCAAACACAAAUCCUGGGUAUCCUGCAAACUUUGACAAUCCUGAGGUGGGAUAUGGAGGAAUUGCAUACCCUCCAGAUUCUUAUAGCUUGCAUCAGGUUGUCGACAUACUUAAUGACCGACUUUCUUCUUUCUUUCUUUUCCCCAUUUUUUAGUCAUUUUAUUUUCUAGGAAAGAAAAUUUUGCUUAUGUAACUAACCUGAGAUCUCGACCGAUGACUGCUAAAUGUAUGCUUGCAAGUGAAUGUCUUGUUUAAUUGUUUUCGUAGUGGAUAGAUAGUCUUCCCAAUAUUUUACCAUCAUGUGCCUAGUGUAUAGAACAAUGCCAGGAGGAUAAAUAAUUCAAAUCUGCUGAACUUUUCAGAUGCAAACCGGGGUUGACCCUCGUCCUCAAUAUGCAUCUGGAGCAACAUUACAUCGUCCUUAUGACCUGCAACAUACACAAAUGCCUAGAUAGGCUUCCAGCGAUGCUUUAUUUUUUGAAGGAAGAGAAAGGAAAAUUAUGUAAUGUUGCAAAUGUCCCCUUCAAUAACAGCGCAUAUUAUUUGCUGAUAUCUGAAAUUGGUUAUAAAUCUAACUCUUAAGCUCGUAUAUACGUAUGUAUCAAUGUGCUAUUUA